AUUCAGACACAAAUCCAAACGAGACUUUAAAAAAAGAAAAGAAAAUUUAAAAGCAGAGAGCCCAAAACAAGGACCAAUCCGCAUAAACUAUAAUAAAAACCACCACUUUUGUAAUUAACACACACAAACAAAAAUUAAGAAAAGAAAAAAAACAAAAGAAGCUGUAAAUUUACCAUAGAGAAAAGGACACUACUACUCUCUGUCUGUCCCUCUCUCCACCUUCACACUCUGCCUAAAAUGGCUCUCUCUGUCACUGUUUUAGCCACCGUCACUUCCCUUCACCUCAUCGCCUUUGUCCUCGCCGUUGGCGCCGAACGCCGCCGCAGCCAUGCUACGGUGGUGCCAGAUAAGUACGAUGAGAGGACAUACUGUCUAUACACAACGGACGCUUCUACGGUGUAUGGAUUAGGGGCGUUUGGGCUUCUGCUGAUAAGCCAAACUGUCGUCAACGGCGUUACUAGAUGUCUCUGUUUUGGUAAAGGCCUUCUGAGGGGCACAUCUUCUACUACUAUGGCCAUCUUCUUCUUCAUCUUUUCCUGGGUAAGCUUUUUUGGAGCAGAGGCAUGCCUGUUAGCUGGGUCAGCAAGGAAUGCAUACCAUACCAAGUACAGAGGAAUCUAUGGCGGUGAACACUUAUCAUGCACCACCAUUCGCAAGGGCGUCUUCGCUGCCGGAGCAGCUCUCACAUUAUUGUCAAUGUUGGGGUCAAUCCUUUACUAUUGGUCUCACUCCAGAGCUGAUACUGGCGGAUGGGAGAAGCACCAGAACGAAGGCGUUGGCAUGACUGCUUCAAGUUAUCCACCGCAACAGCAACAACAGCAACAGAUUGGUGAAUUUGAGAAAGUUUAACAGUGGUUUGAUUAGAUUUAGCAUUCACAGUUUUGGGGUGGGGGAAUAUGGAUAGAGAAAAAAAGACGACAAAGUGUUAGUGAGCUAUGAACAUAUAGAUAUCUGUAUGUGAUAUUACAUUAAUUUCUCAGAUGCUUAAAUAUAUAGUGUUUGUUCAUAGUUGUGAACUCUUAUAUGAAUGUCAUGCCCUAGUUUCCAUGAUUAUGCUUUAUUGAUGUAAAAUUGCUGGAUUAUGGAUUUUACAUAUCAAUGUUAUGGGUGAUUUUUACUUGGGUA
This is a messenger RNA of Ricinus communis (castor bean), 1125 nucleotides long. RefSeq lists its product as uncharacterized. The record is from RefSeq and is a predicted model, not a curated record. The transcript is spliced from 3 exons. Bases 238 to 849 code for a protein of 203 amino acids. Lineage: Eukaryota; Viridiplantae; Streptophyta; Magnoliopsida; Malpighiales; Euphorbiaceae.